AUCAAGUGGGUCACAAUGCUAGAAUGACCAAAAGCUUAUAAGCGUAUCUAUUUAAAUCGUUUAUAUUGAGUUUGAAAGUAAGAGAAAUUUUUUUUACACAUCUUAAACCUAUUAAUGCAUAUGCACGUGAAUACAUGUAAAUAAUACGAGCCUAUCAGACAUGAGAAUUGUUGUGAUGUCACUCUUCAAUCCCUCUCCAUCUAACUAAAGCCAUAAUCAUGAAACUGAGGUUAUGUAGCGGAGCAUUUUUUCGAAAAGUUUGUGAUUAUAUCGUACUACAUGGUUAUGAGUAAACUUUUUUUAAAAAAAAAAUGCAGAAUUUAAACAAAUUCUUAGCAAAUAAAUGAAUGAUAUUUACUUGUCUAUCAAGUGAAAGUGAUUCGAUAAAUAAAAUGGAGUUGUUUUAUAUUGAACUGUUAUGUUGGAUAACAUAAGUGUCAAAUGCGACUGUCUGUGAUUGAUAUAAUUGACACUUUUCCUGUUUGAUUGUUAUACAUUAUACCGCAGAUUAUCUGGUCAGUUGAAAUAAAUAACUAGGCCUUGAUAAUGAAAAUGAUCCAAGACUGGAAUCGUUGGAGAUAGUUUACAUUUAUUGUUCAGGCUUAAAUUACGCUAAAGAACAACUCGGAGAUCAUGUACGAUACCUUCCUAGAGCAAGAUGCCUGGUGUUACUGGGUUGUUUCCAUAGCUGCUCUGUUAUCUUUUGUUGGAUUUAUCGUAGCUUGUAUUUGUAGCUGCAGACAUAAUGAAAACAAGAGCGAGUUUCUGGGACUUGCGGGUAUGGUAACAAUCACCCGUGCUGAAAAUGACGUUUUUGAUGGACAACCAACGUUGGAUAUCGCCCAAGUUGUUACUCUGGAUGCUGUGGAUGGUGCAAAAAGAGCAAGUAGUGCAAACAGGAGCCUUCCAGACAUUCCAAAGGAUCGAAAUGCUAGCGCUGAUGAGAAUGGCAUUGGAUCAGCAUCGCAAGAUAUUAUUUACGAAGCAGCAGAAAUUAUGGGAGAUUCUUCAGAACUAUAUGCUACUGUUAGAGAUAAAAACUCUAAACACGACAAUCAACGUGCGACUCGCACAAGCUCCCAAGAAACUUCAUCACUACAAGAAGAUGAUAGUGCUUCGCCUUACGCUAGGUUGAAUUCCGUAAACUCUACGACAGAUGAGCAUCCUUAUGCACAAGUUCAAAAUGUUUCUAAAUCUGAAAUAAAUCGACAAAACAGUUUUAGAAAUGCUAGUCCACUGGAUGUUAACCAGAAUCCUUCAACAAGUCAAGUAAAUAAUCCAGUAGCUCCACCAAGAGCUCGUAGAUCAUCUUCGCAUAAUUCUUUGUUAAAUAUUGAUGCAUCAACUGGUGAUAUUCAAGCAGCAAAUGCUAUCACUGGAGGUGUUCAAGCGAAUCAAGAUUUACCCUAUAUGACACCACCAAUACUGAUGUCAUUACCAAGACCACCACAACCUCAACAUAGUGGUCCUCCUCAACAUUUUAGUGGAGAUUCUCAAGAUUCUAAGGGAUAUACUAGUAUCAGUGUUCGUGAACCACUUGCUAAUAUAAUUGCACAAACUAAAGCAGCACAUCAAAAUCGACAAAAUCCUCGACCUCCUACAGACUCACAUUAUGCUACAGUUUCUGAUGAUUCAGAUGAAAUGUAUGCAGCAAUUGAUGAGCAAGAGAAAAUUUAUACCAGUGGUAGUGAAACUUAUGCACAAAUUCAGCCAAUGAUCAGUGAACAAAAUAGACAAGUUCAUGCAGAAGUUCAACCACAAGUUCAUCAAGUUACUCCACGAAUUAAUCCUGAAGAAUCAUUUAUAUUCCCAGCUCCACAACCACCUAGUGUUGAUAGUUUAAGACAUGUCGCUCAUGCACAUUCUCGACAAGCUUCAUCUUCAAGCGCUACAAGUUCAAUAAUUAAUCCAGGAUCUCCUAAACCUGAGAAACGUCAAGCCAAUUCUCCUCUUCCACCUCCACCGCCUCCACUGCCACCACCGGAAGAUAGCGGUGAUGUUUAUGCUCAUGUUGAUAAACAUGCUAAAGUAGAGGAAUAUUCAAAUCACCAAGGUCUUGCUUCUGGGAAGUCUGUUGAAGAUAUGUAUGCAAAAGUAAUGAAGAAAAAAAGAGAUUCUGAAGAAGAAUCCUGCCCUAGAUCUUCUAAUAACGUUCAAGGAGAAAAUCCAAGCCAAGAGAAAAAAAUGAAUCUUGUUGAAAUCAGUCGAGCAUCGUGGUCUAGCCAUGAUUCAGUAGAAAUCCAUAAAAGAGAGCCUGAAGUGAACAGAACAUCAAAUGUUCCUAUGGAAGUAUUGAAUACGGAAUCUACUAUUGAAUUUAACGUUGUUGGAAGAAAAUAUGAGCUUGACCGUUUAACUCCUGAAGAUAUUUUUGAACCGAUAAAUAAUCAGAGAUCAAUUGGUUCUAUUGGAGCAAAUGAUCCAAAUUAUGAAAUGCUACGACCGUUAUUUUCAAGAGGAGAAGACUCUAAACCAAUUACUCAACCAACUACAAGUAUGAGAAAUGGUAUCGAUGUCUUACCUUUUUACUCGGUGCCCUUUAAACAUCGACAAGUAAGUAAUGCCAGCAGUGAAGAUCCAGGUUACGAGAAAGUUAGAUUACGAAGACGCGUUGAUCUUGAUGCUGACACUGAUUCCGAGCCGAAUUACGAGAGCAUGCCUCAUGACCAUGGAGAACCAAAUUAUGCUUCAGUUUGUCGUCCAGGGGAUAGUGACACUGAUCCAAAUUAUGAAUCAGUCCACAAUAGUGAUCCCAAUUAUGAAAGUGUUCGAUAUAUGAGCGUGACACACAAAACCAAUUCAGAUCCACCGUAUGAGCAAGUUAAUUCUUAUAAGCAUGAUGAUCAAAAUAUUGACGGGUAUGAGAAAGUCAAACGGCAGAAUGAUGACUCUAAUUAUGAAAAAAUCCAAGAAACGUCACGAGCUUUUACCGAUAAUACCGAUACUGACGACGAACAGUAUGUUCAAGUUUGAAGAUUAAGAUAAAUAUAAGGAACAUGAAUAGUACAAGACAACAUUUAAGUUUUUGACUGCGUAAUUUAAAAGAUCAAAGAUCAGAAAAAGUUAUUGAAAUAAAUAAAUAGAUGUAAUCUUGACGAAAUUUUUAUAGAGUAUAAUUAUUAAAUUAAAUUCAUUAAUUUCAAUAAUAAUUAAAUUAUUAUUGAAUAAAAUAAUUUAUAAAAAUAUAACGAUAAUAUAAAAUAUUCAAAAAUAUUUUUUAAAAUAUUUAAUGGAUAUUAUUUUAUAAAAGUGAACAUAAAAUUUUUCACGUCUUCUUGUUAUCUUUGCCAUUUACAUAUAAUUUCCAUUAGAUAAAAAUACCUGGUAGAAAAAAAAAGCAAACAAUAGUUUUCAGAGCAUGCUACAAUUUUUAUAACAAAUAUUAAUAUAAGCUAUAAACUAUCAAAGUUUGUCAUUGAUUUAACCGUAAUAUAAAAAUGGUAAAAUAAUGUAUGCUAAUAAAUAUAAGACUGAUAAAGACUAGAAGUGAGAGAACAGCGCAUCAAGUGUAAGAUCAAAUGCAAACAAUGAACAGAAAAGAAUCAAUAAUAUAAAAAAACAAUAACUAAAAACAAUUGACUUUUUUGUAAUAAAAAGAACUGACAUUUGUAACAAUACUGAUUAAUCAAUAUAAUUUAAAAAUGAUUUAUUUUUCCGUUCAUCGAAUUAUGUAAAUAUAUUCUUUUAUCAAAGCGUAUGUAUACUAUUUUGGUCGAUAAGAAAAAGAACUAAAUUAUUAUAACUAUAAUUAUUUAUUUAUUUGA
Chelonus insularis is the source of this 3764-nucleotide messenger RNA. RefSeq lists its product as uncharacterized. The coding region runs from base 634 to 2973 and encodes 779 amino acids. The transcript has 5 exons. The record is from RefSeq and is a predicted model, not a curated record. Lineage: Eukaryota; Metazoa; Arthropoda; Insecta; Hymenoptera; Braconidae.